This is a messenger RNA of Trachymyrmex cornetzi, 4101 nucleotides long. RefSeq lists its product as uncharacterized. The record is from RefSeq and is a predicted model, not a curated record. Gene Ontology annotation, biological process: DNA integration. Lineage: Eukaryota; Metazoa; Arthropoda; Insecta; Hymenoptera; Formicidae. Gene Ontology annotation, molecular function: nucleic acid binding. The transcript has 8 exons. The coding region runs from base 1 to 4101 and encodes 1366 amino acids.
AUGGAAGUAGAUAUGCGUAAAUUAAAGCAGCGCAGAGCGCAAACUAAAGGUACUCGCAUAUUGCAUUUUUUCGAGGCAGGAAAUGUCACGAUUGAUGAGGCGCAGGUCAGACUGCAAAAACUGGAAGAGUUUUACUACAGCUUUAAGGAAAUACAAAGUACAAUAGAUGACAGAGCAACCCCUACCGAGGAGGAAGGAGAGCAAACAAGGAUAGUUUCGAGACUACUAUUCAUCAAGAUGACAGCUGUACAGAAGCAUCAGUAUCUCAUCGGAGUGCUUCAAGGAGAAGCUCGCAGCGUGAUUGAAGGAUUCAGAAUUUCCAGCGAAAACUAUGAGAACGCUUGGAAACUAUUAAAGGACACAUAUGACAAUAAUAUGGUAAUUAUUGAAAAUCAUUUGGAUGAAUUAUUAAACUUUCCAGAGAUAACAAAAAACAAUAAAGCAGAUUCGAUACGAAAGUUUAUAUGGCAUAUUCAAACACAUGUUUCUGCAUUGAAAACGCUUGCACUACCCGUAGAUGAAUGGGACGCGAUAUUACUGCAAUUAGCAAAAAAGAAGCUUGACUUUAUCGAGCAAAGAGAUUGGCAGAAUCUUAUUAAAAAUCGCACACCGCAAAAUAUAUCGAAAUUGUCGGAAUUCAUGACGUUCUUGACGGAGCGAUGUCACACGAUGAAGAUCCUUAAGCAAGGACAUUACAUCCGUGAAUGUAAAGGCUCAACAUGCAAAAGAUGUGACAAGAAACACAAUUCGAUAAUUCACAAAGAAGAUCAAGAAGAGCGAGGCAAUGCUCAAGUCAAGUCAUCCAGCGAGGAUACACCAAAAUCAGUCGUUACAACAUGUACAGAAUCGAACCAAUGUUUAUUGCACAAAUCAGCAAGAUGCCAGAGUGAUUCUUUCGACCGCGAGGGUUCGGGUAACAGGAGCAAGUCAAAAAAACAGGAAGAGCGGCACUGUCGAGCGUUACUCGACCCAGGAUCACAAUCCAAUUUAGUUACAGCCGAUUUAAUUCGAAAAUUGAAAUUAUCAUGUCGCAAUGAAGUACGUCCGAUUAAUGGAAUUAACAAGACUAUCACAAGAGUUGGUAAAGCAACUUGCAUUCAUAUCAAGUCAAUACAUAGCGAAUUUGAGACUACAGUAGACUGUCUAGUCGUACCAGAGAUUACAGAGCAGUUACAGCAAACUAAAAUAGAAGCAUCAACGAAAUACAUUCCAAAGGAUGUCAAACUAGCGGAUCCUACCUAUGACAAACCAGGAUCCAUUGAUAUGCUUCUAGGCGCAGGAGUAUAUUGGAAAAUUGUUAGCGGAGCACCGGAAAAUCAAAUCAAAGGGAAACCAGCGUUACAAGAUACGCAUUUAGGAGUAAUUAUCGGUGGAGAAUUAACCGAAAAGCACACAACUGCAUCAAGAUUUUGCAAUAUGGUUACUAAUACUCAACUACAGGAUCAAUUACAACGGUUUUGGAGAUUAGAAGAGAUGCCGGAAAGUCGUUCCUAUACAAAAGAGGAAAUACACUGUGAGAAGUUCUUCAUACUGUUACGCAACAAAAAGACAGUCGAUUCAUUGUUCGAUUGCCGACUCAUUCAAGUAGCGUCACUCGCUAAGGAUCCCACACUGAAGGAGGCUUACAAGGAAUUCCUGAAUGAAUAUCGACAACAGGGUCACAUGUCUUUGGUAGAAAAUCCGGAUGUUCUGUUAGCACAGGAACAUUACAUUAUUCCACAUCAACCUGUUGUUCGCCCCGACAGUAUGACGACAAAAUUACGAGUCGUCUUUGAAGCGUCUUCAAAGACCACAAAUGGUAAUUCAUUAAACGAUAAAUUGAUGCCCGGUCCGAACUUACAAGCGGAUUUGCAGCAGUUUUUAAUGCGAUUUAGAACGCAUGAAUUUGUUCUAACAGCGGACGUUACAUCAAUGUUUCGUCAGAUUUUAGUAGACCCUAGAGAUCGAAAGCUACAGCUUAUAUUAUGGCGCGAUGAAGCAACACAAUCAUUGCAGUUAUAUCAGCUUAAUACCAUGACAUAUGGAACAGUUUGCGCACCAUAUUUGGCCAUGCGAUGUCUCAAGGAAUUAGCCGAAAUACACAAACAGGAAUUACCUUUAGCAGCUAAAGUUGUAGAACAGGACUUCUACAUGAAUAAUGUCCUAACUGGAGGAUCUACCCUUGAAUAUGUGUUAGAUUUGCAAAAACAACUAAUCGAAAUGUUGGAUCGUGGAAAGUUUCCUUUACGUAAAUGGAGGGCAAGUAGUCUGAGUCUGUUGGAACAUUUAUCAGAGCACAGUAGAGCAAAUAACCUACUUGUGAUAGACGAAGAUCAGCCACUCAAAACAUUAGGACUCUUAUGGAAUGCGAAUCAGACACGCUUCAAUACCGAGUCACAUUGGAGGAGACUGCAUCAAACACUAAGCGGAAUGUAUUAUCCAAGAUAUCACAAAAAUGUCAAUAUUAAUAACAAGUCUACAACCUUCGACAUAUAUGAAUUUGGUGAUGCCUCAGAAACCGCAUACGGGGCAUGCUUGUAUGCAGUUAGUACAGACGAGCAAGGUAUUAGUCACUCGGAAUUGAUCUGUGCAAGAGCUAAGGUAGCACCCUUAAAGACUAUAUCCUUACCAAGACUGGAGUUAGAAGCAGCGCUUUUGUUAUCACAAUUAUAUAACAUAGUAAAAAGAGCAUGUGCAGAUAGAAUCAAUAAAGUUAUCUUAUGUAGCGAUAGUACCGUGACGCUUGGAUGGAUUAAGACACUACCGCAUACUCUCAAGACAUUCGUAGCGAACAGAAUAUCUAAGAUAUUCUGUUCGUUACAUGUUGCAUCGGAAGACAACCCAGCCGACCUAUUAUCGCGAGGAGUAACGAUGCAGCGUUUGAUUCAAGAUCAAUUGUUCGCAGAGAAUUGUCGAUCCAACAGGAAAACGACACCAUUCAGUCUGACAGAAAUGGAAAGAGCAGAGAAAGUUAUUAUCCGAUGGGUUCAGCAGGAAUCAUUUCCCAUGGAGAUUCACUGUUUACAAGAGAAUCGAUUACUCCCACGGAAGAGUCCACUAUGUGCUUUGGCGGCCUAUCUCGACAACGAAGGAUUGAUUCGUGUGGGGGGCAGAUUGCGACAUGCAGAAAUCCAGUCAGAUCAGAAAAACCCCAUCGUGUUACUCACUAGACAUGAUGUAACUAGCAUCCUUUUACGUGACAGACAUAAACGGUUGCUUCAUUGCCCACCGGAGCAAUUAUUAUUUGAUAUACGACUACGAUUCUGGCCCAUCAGUGGAAGACGAGAAGUCCGCAAAGUUGUUAAAAGGUGUGUCAAGUGCUAUCGGUUUAAUCCAACUACAACAGAGGUCAAGAUGGGAGAUCUUCCCGUUGAGAGAGUUCGCAGUUACGAUCGACCCUUUACGGUAACCGGUAUAGAUUAUGCAGGUCCUAUUCAGGUUCGAGAAAGCCGACGCCGAGAAAGAAUUCAUGUUAGUAAGGGAUAUAUCGCAAUAUUUGUUUGUACCAGUACAAAAGCCGUACAUCUGGAAAUGGUGACCAAUCUUUCUACAGAAGCAUUUAUGGCUUCCUUACGGCGAUUCACUUCUCGAAGAGAUUUAUGCUCUCAGAUUUUGUCGGACAACGGCACUAAUUUUGUUGGAGCAACUAGACAUCUCAAUGAAUUAUAUGAGUUCUUAGCUGAAAAACAAGAUGCUAUUAAGUCAGAAUUAGCGGAACAACGAAUAGAGUGGUAUUUUAUCCCACCUCGAGCGCCUAAUUUUGGUGGAUUAUGGGAGGCUAUGGUGAAGAGCACCAAAAGACAUUUAUAUACUGUAACUGAAGGCUGCAUUUUGACUUACGAAGAGUACAGCACUCUUUUAUCUCAAAUAGAAGCUGUGCUUAAUUCGCGACCACUUCACCACUUUCGAAUGGCAAACGGUUCAAAAAUUAAGCCAAUUAUUUUGGAACCGUUGGCAGAUAUAGAAUACCUCCAAGAGCUGCAAAAGCGAACCAAAUGGACGGCUUCUAGAGACAACAUGAAGAAGGAUGACCUUGUCAUUAUACAAGAAGACCACGUCCCCCUUUUCAAUGGCGGAGAGGACGAGUACUGCAAGUACAUCCAGAUUCUGACGGAGAAGUGA